Messenger RNA from Eutrema salsugineum, 2332 nucleotides. RefSeq names its product protein PAIR1. Bases 170 to 1414 code for a protein of 414 amino acids. Gene Ontology annotation, biological process: chromosome organization involved in meiotic cell cycle; meiotic DNA double-strand break formation; embryo sac development. The record is from RefSeq and is a predicted model, not a curated record. Gene Ontology annotation, cellular component: nucleus. The transcript has 12 exons. Lineage: Eukaryota; Viridiplantae; Streptophyta; Magnoliopsida; Brassicales; Brassicaceae.
UCCAAUUUACGCUACUCUCUCAGUCUCUCUCUCUCUCCAUCUUUUUAAAAUUCAAAAUUCGGUUUGAGCUUCCUCUCUCUCUCUCGUCUCUAAAGCUCACUAUCGUUUGAUCAUCACUGUCGUAAAUCUGAAGAAAAGCUGCGUCCUCGUCUACGGGUUGGGUCCUACGAUGAAGAUGAAUAUCAACAAAGCCUGCGAUCUGAAAUCAAUUUCGGUGUUUCCUCCUAAUUUGAGAAGGAGAUCGAGUGUUGGACCGUCUGAACAACAAGCAUCGCAGCAGUCCUUCUCGCAGGGACCUUCGUCUCAGACUCAGCGUGGUUGUUUUUCUCAGAUGACACAGAGCUCCGUCGAAGACCUCCUUAUAAACGAUCAGAGAUUCAGCUCUCAAGAACGAGAUCUCUCUCUGAAGAAGAAUAGUUUCUUGCCCCCAAUCAAUCAUAAACGAGAUGACAGUCAGAUGGUUGUAGCUAGACCUUCGAGCGGUCUUACGAGAAGAUGGAGUUCUGUUUCAGUAGGAGAAUCUAAAUCUCAGAUUGGUGAAGAACUCGAACAACGGUUUGGGAUGAUGGAAACUUCAUUGACCAAGUUUGGAAUGAUGUUGGAUUCGAUACAAAGUGACAUCAUGCAAGCUAAUAGAGGAACUAAAGAAGUAUUUAUUGAAACUGAGCGCAUACACCAAAAGUUGAUUCUCCAAGACACUUCACUUCAGCUGCUGCAGAUAAAGGAACAAGCAGAUAUCAAAGCUAGUCUUGAUGGAGCUGUUAAAUCUAUUUUGGAGGAACUAAGCAAAGGUCCCAAUCAAGAGAGGUUACAGAAAAUAGUUUUGAUGCUGACAGCUAUCCCAGAGCAAGUAGAAACCGCUCUGCAGAAAACACAACGGGAAAUCUACCACACGUUCACCAGAGAGAUUCAGGUUUUGGCUAGCUUGAAGAUGCCUGAGCCAAUAAUAGCUCAGGUUUCAACAGCACCAAAAGUGCAGGCUCAGAAAAACUUGCCUGAGCAGAGCGGUCCAGCAGCCAAGCUGCAGAGAAAUGCCUUUUCUAGUACUACACAGAAAACGAAACAACCGCAGCUUCCUAGAAAUCCAUGUAAGGCAUCAGCGAGAGCUGUAAAAACAUCUGCAUCCCCAAAGACACAUGUGGGAUGUUGGAAGACAGUGAAACCAGAACAAAGGACAUUUAAGAAGAACGCAGCAAGAAAUCAAGUAAAACCUGGAGGCACUCGUACGCAGUUGGAACAAUGUAGCGUUGUCAUUGACUCAGAUGAAGAAAUAGAUGGAGGCUUUUCAUGCUUGCUCAACGGGAACACCAAAGGAGCUAAUUUCGAAUGGGACGCAGAGAAGGAAACUGAAAAGCUUUUGAGGACAGCGAGGAGGACAAAGAGGAAGUUCGGUAACCCCAUAGUCAUUAAUUGAAAUUAAGGUAAGUAUAAGAAGUAAAAACUACGCUCCUUCGCUUUACAUUCCUAUGUAAAGCAUGUUUAAUACUAUGAUUUAACUGGAUAGAUUAUUGCAAAUGUUAGUGAAUUUUCAUUAUAAUAUAUAGUUUUUCAUUAUGGUAAACUUCAAAAAUUGAACAGUUAUAAAAAGUUGCUUAUCCAAGUUAUUACAUGGAGACAUACGAUUGGAUAUUAAUAAACAUCUUCUUAUUAUUAUUGUUUAGUAUAAGAUUUUCUCUGAUGUCCCUCUAGAAAGAUAAAGAAAUCGGAAUAUCUAUUGGCAAACAUAAUUUUACCAAAUCACCGUUAGUCAAAAGAUUUAAAAUGAUGAGCCUGUAUAUUGGUAUAAAGACUUCGCAUUCGAUUGGGGUAAAAGUAAAAUCACACGUUUGCAAAAAUUCACAACUAAUUUUUCAAGGAGCUUGAUAAAUUCGUUUAGGGAAACACGGAUGGUUUUUUUUUCUAAAAUAAUUGGACUAGAAAAAAAAACUAGUAAAUGGUAGUAUCUGACAUCCAUCAUUAGAAACAGGAAAAAGAAAGAAAAUCCAAAAAAAAAAAUUGAGAAAUAAGAGCCAAAUAUGGUGUUUAUUAAUUAAGAAAUUCAGAGAUUAGUCAAAAUCGAAUGUCACUCAAUUAGGUGUUGUCAUUUAUAAUCUGAAGAAAUCUAUGGGUAUCUAAUCUAAAAUUAGAUUUUUUAUUCCUAAGUUUACACUAUAAAGACAAAGAAUCAAAUACUACUCUAGUAGUUCAAUUAACAACCAAAAGCUUUGUGUUCUCUUUGGAAACUUAUUUAUUGCUCUUUGAAUAGAUUAUUACUUCCUUUUAGUGAAGAAGUUUUGAAUGAAUAAAUCCAAAUAUUUUAAAGUAAUUUCGACCAAAUUUGAUACGUACAAGA